GCAUGCUCCCUUUUGGUACCUGGCUUUUUUUUAAAUCCAGAUCAGCAUUUCUUCAUGUACAAGUACGGAUGUGAAAGACUCACUGCGUAAACAAGCACUUGGAACAUGCUAGGCUAACGGUAGACCUUCCUACUGGAAUCUGUAAUUCUUCAACAAGGCAGAAUUUCGCGAAAAAGUGUUUGAUACAGUGUUGGGGCAUCCAGAGGUUGGUUAUUGUGGUCGCUGCAAUGCAUAUGUCAGGGUCCCUGAAAUGAAAACUUACUAAACCUUUGUACGUUCUUUGGCAGAAAAUAAUCACACAGCAGCAAGUCUGCAAAGUAAAGCAACAAUUUAAAAAAAAUGUCUGAAAGUAAAUUUGACGUCCUUCCAAUGACCUUGCAGUGGCCUGGCGAUAAUUACAUGAAGUUCGGCACCAGACAUUGCAGCCAAAAAUGCUGCAAUAAUAGCCAAGGACCCUCUCUGCAUUUUACUGCCUGGCAUAUUUGUGUCCAAAAGCUUCAUCACGAACGCAGGCAGACGUCACUGAAGAGUAUUUCCAUCCUGAGCAGCAGGAGCCAGAGUCCGCCCCCAUUAAACAGGAGGAAAAAUCAAAGGCCACGCACAUUAAGGAAGAGGAGGACGAGGAUGCAAUGAGCAAGUCUCCGUUGAAUGUUGUCAGUGUGAAGAGUGAAGGAGCCGAUGGAGGAUUCCAACCGGACGGCCUCUUAGCUCCCCUUUCAGAAGGUGACGACAUCACGUCACACAAUUGUGACAGUGAUGACCAUGAUGAUGAUGAUGAUGAUGAUGCUGAUGAUGAUGGGCCCUCGAAAAGUGAUAUGACUGGCAACAGACGAGUGAAAUGUUCUCAGUGUGACAAAAUGUUUCUCAACAAGUCGUCCUUGAAAGUACACACAAGAACACACACUGGAGAAAAACCUUUUGCCUGCUCAGUGUGUGAUAGAAGAUACUCCUGGAAGGGACAUUUAACAAGGCACACAAGAACACACACUGGGGAAAAACCUUUUUCCUGCUCAGUUUGUGCUAAAGCAUUUUCUGUCAAGACAAGUUUAAUAACGCACACAAGAACACACACUGGUGAGAAACCCUUUGCCUGCUUAGUUUGUGGGAAAACAUUUUCUUUGAAAACAACUUUAACGAUACACACCAGAACACACACUGGUGAGAAACCCUUUGUCUGCUCAGUUUGUGGUAAGCCGUUUUCGAUAAAAGGUGAAUUAAAAAAUCACACAAGAACACACACUGGGGAAAAACCUUUUGCCUGUUCAGUUUGUGGUAAACGGUUUAGUGUAAAAGGUCAAUUGAAAAAACAUACAAGAACACACACUGGGGAGAAACGCUUUGUUUGCUCCGUUUGUGGCAAAGCAUUUUACAGAAAUUCGGACUUAAGAAGGCACACAAACACACACACUGGGGAAAAACCUUUUGCAUGCUUAGUUUGUGGGCAAAAAUUUUCUCUGAAGACAAGUCUCAUUACGCACACAAGGACACACACUGGGGAAAAACCUUUUGGCUGCUCAAUUUGCGGGACAAGAUUCACUCAAAACUCAUCUUUAACAACUCACACAAGAACACACACUGGCGAGAAACCCUUUGCCUGUUCUGUUUGUGGCAAAACAUUUUCUAGCAAAAAGGAUUUGACAAGACAUGCAAUAACACACACUGGAGAAAAACCUUUUGCUUGUUCAUUAUGUGGGAGAGGGUUCUCCACAAGAAGUGCCCUCAAGAAACACACAAGAACACACACUGGGGAAAAAAGCUUUGCCUGCUCACUUUGCGGUUCAAGAUUCCGACAUAUGUCAAAUUUAAAAGCGCACAGAAGAACGCACUCAGGAGAAAAACCUUUUGCCUGUUCUGUUUGCGAUAAAACCUUUGCUCGAAAGGACUAUUUGACAAAGCACACAAGAACCCACACUCCAGGAGAGAACCUUUUGCCUACUUUGUGAAACAAGAUUCAUUCAAGCUCAGCGUUUGAUAAAACACAAGAAGAAAAUAUAUUUGUGUUCUGACUUUGUAGUAAGAAGACUGACUGAUCAUUGUCCUGCUUCGGAUUCCUGUUUUUGCCCGGAAACUUUUCUAAUUCUGUCCAAUGAAAUAUUGCCUGGACGGAUUGGAACUGCUCACUGAGCAUACCUCUUUAAAUAGUGGAACAUUUUGGGACCUUAAGUGGGUGGAUAUUGGUAGUUUGUUUUUGUUUUUUAAAAGUGUUGUUUUUUUCACGACCUAACUUGUGAAAUGAAAACAUUGUGUAGUACGUUGAUGAUUGUCCUAUUUUUCAAUUACAAUUGUCUUUUCAAAAAAGUCAUGUAAACUUGAUACGCUGCAGCUUCACGCUACAACUUUUCAGUUGCCUUUGCUUUCCUAUACAAGUCUGUAGUGUUGUUGUUUUUUUUCACUGAAAGGUAAUUGAAUAAAUAUCAAUCAAUCA
This is a messenger RNA of Hippocampus comes (tiger tail seahorse), 2425 nucleotides long. Its product is annotated as gastrula zinc finger protein XlCGF57.1-like. Gene Ontology annotation, molecular function: DNA-binding transcription factor activity, RNA polymerase II-specific; RNA polymerase II cis-regulatory region sequence-specific DNA binding. The coding region runs from base 630 to 1943 and encodes 437 amino acids. The record is from RefSeq and is a predicted model, not a curated record. The transcript has 2 exons. Gene Ontology annotation, biological process: regulation of transcription by RNA polymerase II. NCBI's taxonomy places the organism in Eukaryota, Metazoa, Chordata, Actinopteri, Syngnathiformes, Syngnathidae.